CCUCUGUGARCUUAAUAGCCGAACAAUGGAGAACACGCCCCAAAUGACAGUCAUCAACGAAGACUCUGUGUACUUCAAGAUUCCAGAUGCCAGAGAGCAAAUCAUUAUGAUAUUUCCUCAAGCAAGUUUAAAAAMUAAAGUUGUUCUGGAGAACUGGUUGGGAAAUUUGACAGCCUUUACAGUAUGUUCAUGGAACCAGGCAGCCAUAAAAUUGGAACAGGCACUCUUCAGCUUUGCCACCAAUGAACAUCACAACGAAAUAUAUGUAGAACUCGAAAAACCAUCGUCSACCACAUUUCUACGUAUUUACAUGGUUGAAUGGAGAUCUCCGACAGGGGAGGCGCUGUAUCCUGUCGAUGGUGACUGGCAUCAUUUUUGUUUGACRUGGGAGAACAAUCGAGGUGAGUGGAAAAUAUACAUCGAUGGCRCAGAGAAAUCUAAAGGGAUCAGGAACCCAGGCAGGGUUAUUCCUGGAAAGGGCGCCAUUAUACUUGGUCAGGAUCAAGACUCUGUCAAGGGAGACUUUGAUUUAGCACAAAGCUACCAAGGCAACCUGACCAACGUGAAYCUUUGGGACAGGGUCCUCACGGCACAAGAGGUGGUUGAAUUAUCUCGSUCAUGCUCUUUUGGAGAAGGAAAUGCUAUCAUGUGGUCAGACUUUAUCCCAAGAGUAGAAGGAGACAUUGAGCUGCUACGUUCUUACCGUGGUUGCAGCAAAUAGAUGCAUCUCGCUUCAGAUAAUAAGACGACGGGUGUGGCAAUCACUACGAUUAACAAUACUUUCAGACAUAAGAAGGCAUGCACGCCUCACAAGGGUCCCUGGAAAUAGCGUUACAAGUUACGAAGUUACAAAGUUACAAAGUUACGAAGUUACGAAGUUACAAGGUUAAAUUCUGUUACAUUUCUGUCAAGAAUAUGUCAACAAGCCCUACUGCUAUUACUAUAAUAUCUUAGGAAAAAAAGUUAUAAUUAUGACUAGGCGGGGGAGGUGUCAGUACGGUUUGAAAUGUAUGGUUUGAAAUGUCCAACCCUGAUCGUAUCAACUUAUCAAGGCUCGACCUUCCUUCAUGUAUACAACACUGGGUUCCCAAAGGGUUAGGUUUAGGGUAAGGGAUAAUGAGUGUUGUAUACAUUGAGAAAGAGCCCGACCUUCGGCGAUCAAUCAAUCAAUCAAUCUGUUGCCGUGGGCCGGGCCCACAUAGUGCUUUCACAAAGGAUCUCCACGCUUUCCGAUCUUGGGCAGCUACCAUCGCCUCGUGGAAGGAGACACCAGAGUCUUGCAAAUCUCUUGAAACUGCGUCUCUCCAGCGCAUCCGCUGUCUUCCUGGGCGACGGCGUCCUCGUGGCUCCCAAAGCAGUAGGCGACGGGGCAAGCGUGUGUCGGCCAUGCGUGAGACAUGACCGAGCCAAGUCAAGCGCUUUUGUCGCAGGAUGUUGAUAAGCGACGUCUGACCAGUUCGCUGAAAUAUUUCAGCGUUUGAGACGUGAUCACGCCAGGACACCCCAAGGAUUCUUCUCAGACAUCUAGUGUGGAAAGCUGCAAGACGCUUCUCUUCCUGAGCGGUAGUGUUCCAGGUUUCGGCGCUGUACAAUAGGGUAGAGAUCACUACAGCCUGGUAAAUUGACAACUUCGUUGUCAGUUUGAUGGACUUGUGUCGCAUAACGGGCAUGAGUGUGUUGAAAGCACUCGCAGCUUUCCCGAUACGGUUGUCAAGCUCCGGGGAGAUAUCACCAUUGUGGGUCAUUGUACUUCCUAAGUAGACGAAUUUAUCGGCGAUAUCGUCGAAAUACAGCGGGUUUUCGUUGUGAUAGCGUUGAAGUUUCGAAACGAAAUUGCAUGUGUGGAUGGAGAGUUUCUCUGGMAAAGAUAAUCCGAGGGAAUAUUGGCGUGAUUCACAUUUUCGGAGGAGCUAGAAAUUAAUUUCUGGCGGUCACUGUGGGGUUGACCUAGCUACCUUCCCUUCCUUUUAGAGCGUAAGAUAACAAUAGCAAUAAAUGGCUCAAAAUAGCUCAAAAUGGCCUGAAACAGGUAGAGAUGUUUAUUUUUUAUUAAACUAGAAUAUUUCUAAAUUACUAAAAACGGUUAAAAUGUAUAAGUCGUAUAACUUGGGCUACCUGUGACUCAAGAUAUACACACUAUUCAGUAAGUGAAUUUCUAAGAUACUCAAUGAGCUAUAACAAAUACAAUCGUAAUCACUGUUCAAAAACUGGCGACCUUCAUGGUUAAAAGGUGGCCAUCCUUUCACCGUGCGACUUCUCAUCACAAACAGUCAUGUACAUCAGUACAGAGGUCACUGACCAAAGGCUUAUGAAGAUGAAAGGACCUGGUUCUCUCCCUUUAUAGUUAGUUAGUUUAUAGUUUUUAAGUUUUUUUGGACUAAGAUAGUCAAUUCAAGUAUGUCUAACGCAUAAAAUUAAAGUAUAUAAUAAUAAUAUAGUAAUAGAGAAGGGCUUGUUGACAUGUUGUUGACAUAUUCUUGACAGAAAUGUAACAGAAUUUAACCUUGUAACUUCGUAACUUUGUAACUUUGUAACUUCGUAACUUGUAACGCUAUUUCCAGGGACCCGCCUCACAUGUUUGUUUUGGUAUAUACCCCCGGGUACGUAUAAACGUAUAGUUAAGCUUGGACAGACCUUUAUAGGAAAUUACGACCUUACCCCUAUGGCAGUUAGAUAGAUCAAGUGGAAGUCUGUUGCGGGUCCCUGGAAAUAGCGUUACAAGUU
This is a messenger RNA of Exaiptasia diaphana, 2724 nucleotides long. Its product is annotated as neuronal pentraxin-2. Bases 26 to 721 code for a protein of 231 amino acids. The transcript has 3 exons. NCBI's taxonomy places the organism in Eukaryota, Metazoa, Cnidaria, Anthozoa, Actiniaria, Aiptasiidae. The record is from RefSeq and is a predicted model, not a curated record.